Molecule: messenger RNA, 1890 nt
Organism: Paramecium pentaurelia
Lineage: Eukaryota; Ciliophora; Oligohymenophorea; Peniculida; Parameciidae
Source: the annotation of a GenBank genome assembly
AUGAAUAGAACUCAAAGUUGCCGAAUGGUGCAAAGUAAUAAAUUAUUAGAACUAUUGAAAAAAAAGAAGAAAGCAGAGUCAUAAAACCCAAGUUUGAGUCCUAGAUAAUAAUUAUCUCCUCCAAGAUUGGUAAAACUUAAAACUCCAAAAUAAUUGGAUGUUUAGAAAUGUAAAUAACUAUAGUCUUAUAUUAAUUUAGUUGUAACUACGACAGUGAAACAAAAAGGAGUAUCUCAUAUGAGAACCUUAAAUAGUGAUAGAGACAAUUAUGAACUCAUCAUUACACUGAUAACAUAGGAAAAAUAGUAUAUAUUGAUGUAAUAUAGGUAUAUCGUUCCUAUUGGAUUAGAUUAAACAACAACAGAUCUAUAUUAAAAAUUAAUAACGAAGAUGAGUGUUCAUGAUCCUUAAAAUUAUGAAAAAAUCGCAUAUUUUGAAAGUUAUACUUAAAAUUACAAUGUGGAUUACUAUUUAUCAUUAGAUGAUAAACCAUUAUAAGUGUUCAGUAAUGGAAGGACUUUGAAAUUGAUUCCAAUCUAUUAUAAUGAAACUUAAAGAAAUUCAUUUGAUAAUUUUAUUUUAAUAAAAUGUAUUGGUGUGGGGUAAAGAUUUAAAUUUUUUUAGAGGCUUUUCAAGAGUUUAUUUGGUAAAGUAGAAAAGGAAUGGAUAAUUCUAUGCUAUGAAAAUAAUAGAUAAAUCUUUUAUUACAAAGAACAAUAAGGAGAGUAUGAUAAACAAUGAGAAAUUGAUAAUGAGUAAAUUAGAUAGUUAAUUCUUGACAAGGUUGCAUUGUUCAUUUGAAACUAAAUACUAUUUAGUAUUUGUAAUGGAGUAUAUUAUAUUUAUAUAAUGUAGUUAUUGUCAUGGAGGAGAAUUAUUUUUUCAUCUUCGAAAAAUGGGUACAUUGAAUGAAGAAGUAGCUAAAUAAUACUUUGUAUAAUUAUGUCUAGCAAUUCAUUAUCUCCAUUAAUAAAAUGUCAUAUAUAGAGAUUUGAAACCAGAAAAUAUUUUAUUAGAUAUAGAUGGUUAUAUUAAAUUGUCUGAUUUUGGUCUUUCAAAACCAAAUAUGUCUAGAGACAAAGUAACUUAUUCAUUUUGUGGAUCUCCUGAAUAUAUGUCACCUGAGAUGGUAUCCAAAAGAGGACAUAAUCAUUUAUUAGACUGUUAUAGUUUAGGGGCAGUUUUAUAUGAAUUCAUAUAUGGGUAUCCCCCAUAUUAUGAUUAGAAAUUACAAAACAUUCUUAAUUCUAUUCAAUAUGAUAAAUUGGAGUUUCCUGAACAUAUAAAAAUUAGUGAUUAACUUAAAAAUCUAUUAAUGAAUUUAUUGGCCAAGGAUUAAAAUUAAAGAUUAGGAAGAAAGAAUGGAAUAGAAGAUGUAUUGAAUCAUUAAUGGAUUAAUAAUUUUAAUUAUACAGCACUUUACAAAAAAUAAUUAAAUAUUCAUUAUAAACCUUAACCUCUUUAAACUAAUUAUAAUGUGGCAGAAUUUAGUAAAGGUGAUAGAGAAUUUCAAUAAAAGUUGCAAGAUAAUUUGCAUAGAGAAAAAUAAAUAAAAUUUGAAACAAUUUUUCCUAAUUUUGAUAUGAUUUUAGAUUAACCUAAAAAUAAAAGAGAAUAAUUUAUAGAGAAGAUUAAAUUUACUAGUUUAAGAACAUCUCUUCAAACUAAUAUUAUUAAAAAUAAGAUUAAAACUCUUUCAUUGAAUGGUAUAAUAUUUAUUUUUAAUUAAAAAUAGCACCAUAAAUAAGUACAAUAUGUCCAAGAUUUUAAUCUGUAAAGAAUUCAUAAGUAGCAUAAUCUUCUUCCACUCAAUCUUUCCGAAAUUCUUCAUCCAGUAAGAGAUUCAAUACUGAAUUCGACCUUUAGAAAUUACUUAAAUUUAAAUAAUGA